Molecule: messenger RNA, 2859 nt
Organism: Plasmodium cynomolgi strain B
Lineage: Eukaryota; Apicomplexa; Aconoidasida; Haemosporida; Plasmodiidae
Product: GDP dissociation inhibitor domain containing protein
Exons: 1
Biological process (GO): protein geranylgeranylation; vesicle-mediated transport; small GTPase-mediated signal transduction
Cellular component (GO): Rab-protein geranylgeranyltransferase complex; nucleus; cytoplasm
Molecular function (GO): GDP-dissociation inhibitor activity
Source: RefSeq, a predicted model, not a curated record
AGACCCUCCUUCCCCUGCCUCUUCGAAUGGAUGACAAGAAAAACACAACCUUCGACUGCGACAUUUUGAUAUGUGGCACCAGCCUACAGAACAGUCUACUGGCAGCCUACUUCUCUAUUAACAACUACAAAGUGAUAAACAUUGACAAGAAUAAGUUCUAUGGUGAUGUGAACUGUUCCUUGAAUUUCAACCAAUUUCAAGAUGAAAAAUUUCAGCUCAAGAAUUUUUACGAGGAAUAUUUUCCCUUCUCAUCCAGCAGAAAUGAUAACCACGUAGAAAAAAAAAAUCUCAAACAAAUAGUUCACAGCUAUUUCCAAAUAAAUAAUAACAGAUUUAAUAUUGACCUUAACCCCAAGAUAUUAUACAACGAAAGCAACAUAGUGGAUUUGUUGAUAACGUUAAAUGCACAUACAUACAUCAGUUUUGUGGGAAUACAGUACUUUUACCUGACCUACCAUAGGCUUAGCUACAACCCUGUAGUCGAUCAAACGGACCAGCACAAUGUAAACGUUCCAAGAAAUGCCACAAAGGAAAUAUACGCGAAUAAAGGGGGGCACAACCCCAUCACAACUCAUAUGCAGAACCUGAACAGUAGUAAUAAUAAUCAUGAGAACGAAAACGAUUUAAUUGUGUUAAAAAUUCCUCUAAACAAAUCGCAGGUCUUCCUAGACACAAACCUAAGUCUCAUUGAAAAAAGAAUGAUUAUGAAUUUUAUUUACAAGAACAUUAUUCACGAUAAGAAUUACACCUUUUCCAAUUUUUCCAAUUACAAUUUUGUAAAGAAGGCAAAUGUGACGGAACAGGGGGUGGUGGUACAGCGUAGCGGGCCCACAAUCACCAAAGAUAAGCAGGGAGCUCCAAACAGGUACGCGCUUGGGGGGGACAAGAAAGAUGGCACUCAGAAUGGAGACAUCCCACGCGGAAAAGGGGAAUCAGAAAAGGCUCCGCAGGCAAAUCAUGCUGACCAUGCCGAUCAUGCCAAUCGCGCGUAUCCCCCCGAAGAACACUCAAAUGUCAACAUUGCGGACUAUCUCCAAUCGUACAACAUUUCAGGAAAGCUAACAGAUUACGUCAUGUACGGGAUAGGUCUGUUCGACCUAGAAAUGGAGCACUGCAAUAAUAGUGACAUUUCCGAGUACUACCUGAGCGGAUAUACCAAGGAGAAACGCUUUAUUAUGAAUAAAAUGGAGUUCCUCCAACGGUUGCACAUUUUAAUCAACUCGCUAAAUAAAUUCAAACAGCAAAACUUGUUUGAGAAUGCUUUUAUCUAUCCGUCCUAUGGACAGAACGACAUUAUCUAUGCCAUAUCUCGAGUGGCCUGUCUAAACAAUUCCGUUUACAUGAUUAACAGAAAAAUAGACGAUAUAAUUUUUUCUCCUUUCUGCGAUUACACAGAGGAAAGUAUAAAGAAUGACGACAUGUCUCCCUUGUCUACCUCCGCAAAAGUAGACGCAGUCGUCCUAGACAAUGGACAUAUAAUUAGGCCAAAAUUUGUUAUAUCAUCCGGAUCUAACAUAAAUUUUUACGAAAUGAAGAAACACCUUCUUUGCAAAAAAAAUAGUAAAAAGGCGAAAACGCUGAUCAAAACAAAUAGGCUAGUUGUCCUAAGUACCUACUCACUUAUUGGAAAAAAUGGCUUAUCCUUUUAUAUACACAAACAGCCAAAAUUAGGGCACCGACAAAAAAGGAAGAUAAAUAAUUUGAGCAAUUGUGUACAUAUUUUACAGUUAGACUAUAAUAGUGGUUCGUGUCCCCCGGGUUUUUUCUUGACAUACUUUACCUACCUAGAAAUUUUAAAGGAGCCAAUCAAACCUACAGAUAUUCCAACCAAUUGGAAGGAGGAGGAAGAAGCCAACAGCCACAAUCCAGAAAAAAACAAUGAUUCCCCAACUAAUCAGAAACCGCUAACUUUCUGCUUCCUAUUUGAUAUUUUAAAAUUGUUCGUUAAAAAACACAAGGACAGUAGUAGCCCACCUGCGGACUCGGAGUUACCUGUCAAUAUUCCCUUUAAUGAAAGUUUCCACAGCGAACUUGUGGACUUUUUCAGCAUCUGUAAAACACAGGAGAAGUCUCAGUUGGGGAAAACCGAUAAAAGGGAAUCCCCUAAUGAAGAAAAUGCAAAAAUAGAGGAGCAAACGAGUGACCACCCCUUAAGGGGAAAUACUCCCAAUCGCGAACAUGAACUAAACCGCCACAACGAGGAACAGGCACCGGGAGACCAAACAGGGGAAGCUACGCACGGCCAAGAGCAAACCAAACAUAAGAACAUCGAAAGAGAGUCCUUCGUAAAAAACUUCAACGAUUUAUUAAUCAAAGAAGGAGUCAUUUAUUGUGCAUACUAUGAAUAUGAACCAACAGUGUACAGGAAGGAUACUGUCAAAAUGAUUAACCAAAAUGCACAACACUAUAGAAAGAUAUUCCAGAGUAUAGAAGAGAAGGUUAAGGAAGAGAGAGCAGAUGUUCGCCAAAACGGGGCGAACGAAGUGGAUAGGACCAACCCCCGUGAGAGCGACGGUUGCAGUACCAUUGACAAUAGACACAGCGUUAGUAAUGGCGAUCCAACUGGAAAAAAAAUUAACCAAGGUGAAGAAAACAAACAUGAACACAAGAACACGUGCACCCCCUCCCGCAGCUGUAAGCGUAUAGAGCUGGACGAGAACAAACAUAUUUGCAAUUUACUUUUUACAAACGAUACGCACAACUACCCGAUAUACCCCUUGAUUGAAGACGUAUCUACUUUCUUUUACAUUAUUAACAAAAUCCAUAGAACGUUUAUUUCUUCUAACAGUAGCCAAACCAUAUAUGAUACCUUUGGUGAUACAAUUAUGACAAUGUUUAGCGAGCACACUGCGUGCACUU